Messenger RNA from Equus quagga, 4095 nucleotides. RefSeq names its product phospholipid-transporting ATPase IB-like. Gene Ontology annotation, biological process: phospholipid translocation; neuron development. The record is from RefSeq and is a predicted model, not a curated record. NCBI's taxonomy places the organism in Eukaryota, Metazoa, Chordata, Mammalia, Perissodactyla, Equidae. Gene Ontology annotation, molecular function: ATP hydrolysis activity; ATPase-coupled intramembrane lipid carrier activity; ATP binding. Gene Ontology annotation, cellular component: plasma membrane. The transcript is spliced from 37 exons.
AUGAAGCGCAUCCAGCACAGAGACAGAACGAGAGCCGCAGAACAGACGGCGGGGCCGCUCGCACGGCCCUCGGGUCUUCCUGAGAUACCCCGCGCACUGAUUCCUCUAGCAGGUCUGAGCGGGUGGCGGCGGAACCGUGCGACAUUGCAGCCUGCUCUGGGGACCCCUGCUGUUCCAUGGCCGCCCCCGAUGGACCACCACCUCCCCACGGGGCCCAGCGCAGGUCUUGAACAAGAGACGGAGUGGCCGGUCACUCUGGGGACAGAGCAGCGGCUUGGAGCGCUGGCUGGGCCCCUUCAAGCCGCGUGUCUGGCCAAGGACUUGGCCGGCGCGUCCCCUGCAGGCGGGGAAGCCGCGCUCGGCUCCCGUCUGCUCGGGCCCUUGCUGUCGCGCGCCGGGACCCGGGGCGCCGCCCUCCGCGAAGCUCAGCUUCCUCCCGCGCCGGCCCUGCUUCAAGUCGGGGACGGGACCCUGCGCUGGCACGCGGCGAGCGCUCUGGAAGAAAACGGAGAAAAGGCGCGAGGAGAGGGAGAGGCAGGGAGGGGGUCGUCCUGCGUCCCGCACCGGGACAGCGGGCCCUGCGACCCUGCGGCCGCUCCCGCCUUGGCUGCCCCGCGGCCCGCCCCUGGGGGCUGUGUGGGGACCGCGAUGCUGCCUGUCAAGACGGCUCGCUCGGCACCCUUCACGACCAACGGGAGAAAGCCAAAUGUGUCCCCUAACAAUCACACAGGAUGCCCCACUUCUAGUCUGCUGGGCCUCCAGCUGCCCCAGACUGUCAGCUCCCUCAGGGCUCCCCCAGAGCCUUCCCUUUUCCACUGUUCAGAGAAGGGGUCAGGGCCCAUGACUUGUGAAUCAAAGACAGGACCAAAGGACCCUCCUCUCGGGGAGAUAAGGUUCUCAACGGUCCUCCAGGUCGGGGCUAAGGACCGAGACAUCCAGGCAGGCCCUGGUUUAUUACAGGAAAACAGAUAUCCAAAGAAUAUCAAGAAGCUGCAGCUUCCCAAACACCCCCUCCUUGGCUUCCGGCACCAGAGUCCACCAUCCAUCAAGGAGGCAGAGAACCAAGAAUACUCACUGGCGGAUUCCCUUAUCUCGCCGUCCCCUUCCCUGCAAGCAGCCUCACAAGGCCAAAUGCAGGCCAGUGGGAAGAUGCCAACCGGACCCGUUCACUUCUCUUUGGGCUUUCUGAAAGUGGAGGAAAAGAUGGGCUGGCAACAAGCUGUGCAAGAAUCAGAUGGGUCCAAAGUCCGCACCAUUUACCUCAAUGAACCUCUUAAGAACAAUUUCUGCAAAAACUCCAUCAGCACAGCCAAGUACAGCUUGUGGUCAUUUCUCCCUCAAUAUUUGUAUCUGCAGUUUAGCAAAGCUGCCAAUGCUUUCUUCCUGUUCAUUACUAUUUUGCAACAAAUUCCAGAUGUGCCUCCAACGGGAAAAUACACAACUCUCUUGCCUUUGAUGAUUAUUCUUAUAAUUUCAGGCAUCAAAGAGAUUGUAGAAGAUUAUAAACGACAUAUGGCAGACAAAUUAGUUAACACAAAGAACACAGUAGUGUUAAGACAGGACACAUGGCAAGAGAUUAUGUGGAAAGAGGUACACGUGGGUGACAUUGUGCAGGCCUCAAAUGAGCAGUUCCUUCCUGCAGACAUGGUCCUGAUUUCUUCCAGAGGAGAGGCUUUUUUGAAGUCCUUGCUCUGUGAUAUCACUGGAACCCUAGUGAAGCUACAUUUUCAUUUUGAGGCUUUGUCAGAAACAGCUGAAAUGCAAACAGAAAAGCAGUUGUCAAACCUAUCUGGAAAAAUAGAAUGUGCAGGACCUCAUUGUCAUUUCAAUAGCUUUGUGGGAACCUUGUGCCUAAGUGGUAAAAGCCCUCUUCCAAUUGGGCCUGACCAGGUCGUGCUAAGAGGUACACAGCUUAAAAAUACUUGGUGGAUCCUUGGCAUAGUUGUUUACACUGGAUUUGAAACGAAAUUCAUGCAGAAUUCAGUCAAAUCGCCUCUCAAGAGGUCAAAGGUGGAGAAACUGGCCAACGUGCAGAUCCUGGCGCUGUUCGUGCUGCUCUUGGCGAUGUCCUUGGUGAGCUGUGCGGGAGCCUUUCUCUGGAAUCGAAGGUAUGGAGCAGACAUUUGGUACAUCAGGAAGAAGGAUUACAAUUCCCACAACUUUGGGUUUGAUUUAUUGGUGUUCGUUAUCUUGUACCACAAUCUCAUCCCCAUUAGUAUGCUGGUCACUCUGGAAAUGGUGAAAUAUGUUCAGGCCCUGUUUAUAAACUGGGAUGACGAUAUGCAUUAUAAAGAAAACAAUGUCUACGCCAUGGCCAGAACAUCAAAUCUUAAUGAAGAGCUUGGGCAGGUAAAAUACUUAUUUUGUGAUAAAACGGGAACCCUCACUUGCAAUAUUAUGACAUUUAAGAAGUGUACCGUUGCAGGUAUAAUUUAUGGUCAGCCGCCUUCUCCCAUCACAGACUCCUGUGAAUUUGAUGACCCAACAUUAUUGCAGAACUUGGAGAGUAACCAUCCCGUGAAAGACUAUAUAAAGGAAUUUCUUACCCUGUUGUGUGUGUGCCACACUGUUGUUCCUGAGACAGAUGGAAAUGAUAUAAUCUACCAAGCUUCCUCCCCAGAUGAAGCAGCUUUAGUGAAAGGAGCAAAGAAACUCGGCUUUGUUUUCACUACAAGAACGCCGUAUUCUAUCAUCAUAGAAGCUAUGGGAGAAAACUUAACGUAUGAAAUUCUUAAUGUCCUGGAGUUUUCUAGUAAUAGAAAAAGGAAGUCUGUAAUUGUCCGAACUCCUGCAGGACAGCUCCGGCUCUACUGCAAAGGGGCUAUAACAGAUGUUAUAUUAGUUAUAGUUAUACGGCUACUUUCUGCAGACCUUUGGGAAUUUCUGCUACUUGGAGCCACAGCCAUUGAAGAUUGCCUUCAAGCACGUGUUCCAGAAACGAUAACCAACUUACUGAAAGCAGACAUUAAAAUAUGGGUCCUGACAGGAGAUAAACAAGAAACUGCAAUUAACAUAAUUAAUAGAUCUAAAGAGAGUUUUAAAAAUCUGUUUUUGUUCUUAUUAAAUGAAAAAAAUUUAGAAGCAACACAGGAAACGAUUAAUCAGAACUGUCAAGAUCCUGGAGCCUUGUUAGGUAAAGAAAAUGACCUGGCACUAAUCAUUGAUGGUGAGACAUUGAGAUAUGCCCUCCAUUUUGAAGUUGAGAGGAGCUUCCUCAGUUUGGCCCUCUCAUGUAGAGCAGUAUUGUGUUGUAGGUUAUCUCUUCAGAAGGCUGAAAUAGUGGCCUUGGUUAAGAAGCAUGUAAGGGCCAUCACUCUUGCCAUUGGGGACGGUGCCAACGAUGUUGGGAUGAUCCGGAUGGCCCACGUGGGUGUGGGAAUCAGUGGAAACAAGGACAUGCAGGCAUCCAACAACUCAGAUUAUGCCAUCGCACAGUUUUGCUACUUGGAGAAGCUUCUGUUGGUUCACGGAGCUUGGAAUUAUUUUUGAGUGACCAAAUGCAUAUUGUAUUGUUUCUACAAGAAUGUCGUGUUGUAUGUUGUUGAGCUUUGGUUUGCCUUUGUUAAUGGAUUUUCUGGACAGAUUAUGUUUGAACGUUGGUGCAUCAGCUUGUACAACGUGAUUUUCACUUCGUUGCCACCUAGCACUCUGGGAAUCUUUGAACGGUGUUGCAGUCCGGAGAGCCUGCUUAGGUAUCCACAGCUCUACAGAGUUUCUCAGACAGGGAAAAUUUUCAGUGCAAAGGUGUUUUGGAUUCGCUGUCUAAGUGUUUUGGUCCAUUCCUUCAUCCUCUUCUGGUUGCCCACAAAAAUGGUGGAGCAUGAUAUGGUCUUACGAGGUGGUCACACUACAGACUAUUUGUUUCUUGGAAAUUUUAUUUAUACGUAUGUAGUUGUUACUGUUUGUCUGAAAGCUGGUUUGGAGACACUGUCUUGGAAUAAAUUUUGUCAUUUGGCAGUCUGGGGAAGCGCAGUGAUAUGGCUGGUGUUCCUUGCAGUUUACUCUUCCCUCUGGCCCACCAUUCCUAUUGGUUCCGAAAUGACGGGACAGGUUAGUUUUACUGUCAUUGGUGAAUAUGCCUUGCAUUCUUCAUGA